Messenger RNA from Penicillium angulare, 834 nucleotides. RefSeq lists its product as uncharacterized. NCBI's taxonomy places the organism in Eukaryota, Fungi, Ascomycota, Eurotiomycetes, Eurotiales, Aspergillaceae. The coding region runs from base 1 to 834 and encodes 277 amino acids. Gene Ontology annotation, molecular function: DNA-binding transcription activator activity, RNA polymerase II-specific; transcription cis-regulatory region binding. The transcript is spliced from 4 exons. The record is from RefSeq and is a predicted model, not a curated record. Gene Ontology annotation, cellular component: RNA polymerase II transcription regulator complex.
AUGCAACCUGCGUUGGCGCCAGCGCCGCAUCCCAGUAUGCAAUCUUCUGCUCAGGACCACGCGGACCAGGUCCUUCAUGACCAACUUCUGGCCGCUCAGCACCAGCUGCAGAAUGCUCGCCAUCAGGGUGGCCCGGGCCCUCAGCAGCAUAUGGCACCAAACACUGCCAGCCCGCGCGACCAAACUAACAUCGACCCUGCUAUCUCUGGCGCCAUGAUGAACGCUGCUCCCCCACAGACCCCUAGUCAGCCUCCUCAAGGUUCGCCAGAAGAUGACAGCCCCAAAUCAUACGGAAAGCGUGAACUCUCAACAUCUAAGCGUGCUGCGCAGAACCGUGCUGCUCAGCGUGCCUUCCGCCAACGUAAGGAGACAUACAUCCGUAAACUUGAAGAUGAGAACAAAAACAUCGAUAGUUAUAAGGACACCAUCUCUAAACUCAUUAAUGAGAACUAUGCUCUACGAGACCACGUUAUCAACCUGCAGACUCGUCUGAUGGAGGCCCAGGUUGAAGUACCAGACCUGCCACCAAACAUUGAUUUGACCCAGCAGCCUCGUCAUGACCUGGCCCUUGCUGGUCUUUCCGCCGGUGGCCCUGGUUCCGUACCCCAACCCGGUGGCCCGCAGUCCCAACACUCUAGCAGUGUCAACGAUGACAUGAACUCUUUGAACCGCAUCGCCGUCGCCGGACUAGGAAUGCGAAAGCACCCCGAUGAGACCAACUUCAUGGGCAACGCUUUCCAGCAGAACAAGCGCUCGCGCAGUGACGAGAACACCACGGAUCCAGACCUCGUCUCUAAGCAGGAGCCUAAUCCACAUGGCCUUCCCAUGGCUUAA